GAGCUCGGCGGAUCAGUAGCUCCAUCUGCACGCAGAGCGGGAAGCUGCACUCGCGCGCCAGCAGCACGCGCACGAGGAUCUAACUGACAUCCUUCAGCUCUGACAGAAAAUACCAAAGGAAUUCGACCGCCGCGUCCGAAAUUUCGUUUUCAUUACUUGAAUUUAAUUUUGGUAAAGUUGAAGUGCGUCAUGCGCUUUUUAACAGAUGUUUUAGUUUAUUCCCUGCAGAAAUAACGAUCGUUUGUUAUCUGAGGAGAACUGCCGGUGUCCUGACGCACGAACGGACGCGCGGGGUCUUAUCAGGAGGUGUCAAGUCAGAGUGUCGUUUAUUCUUACUUGGAUUUCGCACUUGUUCGUACAGUUUGAGGGUAAUGUUAAGGUGAUCAGUGGAAGCAUGUGAAGAUUCCAGGAAUGGAUCUCCAAAAGUGCCCAAAAACUACAGGUUUUGCAUUAAACUGCAGACUUUAUCUUCAUAAGCUUUGUCCUGGUGAAUAAACACUACCAAACACUUUCAAAAUGGGCUCAAAAUGGACGUUUAUCCCCAGUUCCAACAUGUCCCUCCCAGACCGCCUUCUCAACGAUAGUUUCUUCCCCGGAAACGAGUCUGACUUUGGUCUGGAGAUUUACCCUCAUAAUAGCACCCACCCUGGCUUUGACCAAACCAGUUCAGCAGUCAUCACAUUCGUGUACUUCGUCGUCUGCGCAGUGGGGCUCUGCGGGAACGCCCUGGUGAUUUACGUCAUCCUGCGCUACGCCAAGAUGAAGACCGUCACGAAUAUCUACAUUUUGAACCUGGCCGUGGCGGACGUCCUGUGCAUGCUGAGCCUGCCGUUCAUUGCAAUUCAGCUGUCGCUGCUCCACUGGCCGUUUGGAUCGGCGAUAUGCCGCGUCGUACUGACCGUGGACUCCAUGAACCAGUUCACCAGCAUCUUUUUUUUAACAGUCAUGAGCUUUGAUCGAUACUUGGCUGUUGUGCAUCCGAUCAAAUCCACCAAAUGGCGAAAGCCGCGCAUGGCCAAAACCAUCAGUUUUGGCAUGUGGGGCGUGUCGCUGUUGGUUAACCUACCGAUUAUGAUCUACAGCGGUGUGAACACCAAAAGAAACGAGGCGCGGACGUGUACCAUGUUGUGGCCGGAGCCCCAGAACACCUACUACACCGCUUUCAUCUUCUACACCUUUUUCUUGGGUUUUUUCCUACCGCUAAUCGUCAUCUCCAUGUGCUACCUGCUGAUCGUCAUAAAGGUGAAAUCCUCCGGCAUGCGCGUCGGCUCCACCAAACGCAAGCGCUCUGAGCGCAAAGUCACCCGUAUGGUGUCUAUAGUAGUGGUGGUGUUCGUAUUAUGCUGGUUACCCUUCUACGUAUUCAACGUGACCUCCGUGACCGGAACCGUUCCCACCACACCUGUGCUGAAGAGCACGUUUGACUUCGUGGUGGUGCUGGGUUACGCCAACAGCUGCGCCAACCCCAUCCUCUACGCCUUCUUGUCGGACAACUUCAAGAAGAGCUUCCAAAACGUGCUUUGUCUAAAAAGAGUCGGCGGCUUGGAUGAGAUCGAGCGCAGCGACAGUCGACAGGACAGGACUCGAAUGGUCAACGACGUCAUGACGGAAACGCAUAACGCCGCGCUGCUCAACGGAGACCUUCAGACCAGCAUCUGAGGAGGAGAUAAAAGUCACUGCUUACACUUAAGAACAACAAUAAACAUCUAAACGCAACUCAAACCACAUUUUAAGACAUCCUCGUGUCUUAAAAUGCUCCUGAGCUCGAUCUGACCUGAUGUAUUUAAGCGAUGAGCAAACGAAUGUCAUUUACUGUAAAUAACUCUAGUUAUGUUGUGUUUAUUGUGUUGUGUUUGUUACGAGUGUAUGUUCACUUCAGUGCCAAAAUUGUCUGUAAAAUUCAGAGAUAAAUCUACCACCAAUUCA
This is a messenger RNA of Labeo rohita (rohu), 1926 nucleotides long. RefSeq names its product somatostatin receptor 2a (gene sstr2a). NCBI's taxonomy places the organism in Eukaryota, Metazoa, Chordata, Actinopteri, Cypriniformes, Cyprinidae. Gene Ontology annotation, biological process: cellular response to glucocorticoid stimulus; neuropeptide signaling pathway; cellular response to estradiol stimulus. Gene Ontology annotation, cellular component: membrane; neuron projection. Bases 517 to 1659 code for a protein of 380 amino acids. The record is from RefSeq and is a predicted model, not a curated record. Gene Ontology annotation, molecular function: neuropeptide binding; somatostatin receptor activity. The transcript has 2 exons.